This is a messenger RNA of Sorex fumeus (smoky shrew), 2343 nucleotides long. RefSeq names its product angiotensin-converting enzyme-like protein Ace3. Gene Ontology annotation, molecular function: peptidyl-dipeptidase activity; metallopeptidase activity. The transcript has 13 exons. Gene Ontology annotation, cellular component: plasma membrane. The record is from RefSeq and is a predicted model, not a curated record. Bases 1 to 2343 code for a protein of 780 amino acids. Gene Ontology annotation, biological process: proteolysis. Lineage: Eukaryota; Metazoa; Chordata; Mammalia; Eulipotyphla; Soricidae.
AUGGGCACAAGAUGGACUUGCCCUGGAUUUUCCCUCCUUGUCUUCUUCUGUUACGGGCAGCUCUUGCCAUGGCUCAGGACUGAGGGUGAUUUGACCUUCGGGAACAUAAAUGAGAAAGAGAUCAAACCCCAGGCACAAGGGGUUCAGGAAGGGAAAAACGCCUCCAAAAGUGAAUGUGCGAACACAACAGAAAAUUUCUACAGUGACUCCGCAGCAUCUGACUUCCUGCAGUAUUAUGAUAAUACAGCUCAGCUCGUAUGGAACGAGCUCGAGGAGGCUACUUGGAACUAUAUUACCAACAUUACCAAGAAAAAUCGAGAGCAGAUGCUGCAAAAAGAGGUAGAGAAGUCGCAGCACAUGCUGUACUUUGGCACCCGAGCCCGCCUGUUUAAGAUCCCUGCCAUCCAAGACCCCACACUAAAGCGCAUGCUGAGUAAGCUGCAGAACUUAGAGAAAGCAGCCCUGCCCCAGGACGAGCUCCGGGAGUAUAACCAGCUGCUGGCCAACAUGGAGACAGCAUAUAGCAUGGCUCAGGUGUGUCUGAAUGAAGGACCAUGCCUGGACCUGGAACCGGACCUCAUUGAGAUCAUGGCCAACUCCCGAGACCACCAGGAGCUGCUGUGGGUCUGGCAGAGCUGGCGAGAUGCCGUGGGGUUCCAAGUUCGUACCGCCUUUGAGCGCUACGUGCAACUCAGCAACCUGAUGGCAAACCUCAACGGUUACAAAGACAUGGGGGCCAUGUGGCAGGGUGCCUACGAGUGGGAGACGCUGGAAGAAGACCUGGACGAUCUCUACCAACAGCUACUGCCACUCUACCUGAACCUGCAUGCCUACGUGCGCCGCGCCCUGCACCGCUUCUACGGGCCCCAGAUCAUCGGGCUGAGGAGCCCCAUCCCCGCCCACCUGCUGGGGAAUAUGUGGGCUCAGUCCUGGGUCAACAUCUUAGACCUGGUCCUUCCCUUCCCGGAGAAACCCCUGGAAGACAUCACCAAGACCAUGAAAGACCAGCACUGGAAACCCUUGAAAAUGUUUGAAGAGGCUGACAAAUUCUUUGUCUCCCUGGGCAUGAUACCUGCUCCGCCCGAGUUCUGGAAAAAGUCCAUGCUGGAGAGACCCACGGACGGGCGGGAAGUUGAGUGCCACACCUCUGCCUGGGACUUUUAUAAUGGCAAGGACUUCAGGAUAAAGAAGUGCACCGAAGUGUCCAUAGAAGACCUGAUGUCCAUCUUCCACCAGAUGGGCCAUAUCCAGUACUACCUGCAGUACAGGAACCUUUCCAUAAUCUUCCGCUCAGGCGCCAACCCAGCCUUUGUAGAGGCUGUAGGGUCAGUGGUCACCCUCUCGGCCUUCUCCCACAAGCACUUGGUCAACAGAGGCCUGCUGACCCAUCAGCACCAGGAUGCAGAGGAGGAGGUCAAUUUCCUGAUGGGCGUUGCCCUGGACAAGAUCGCCUUCAUCCCCUUUGCCUACCUCAUGGACUUGUAUCGUUGGAAGAUCUUUGAUGGCAGCAUCAAAUCGAGUGUCUACAAUCAGGAGUGGUGGAACCUCAGGUUGAAAUACCAAGGCCUGUGCCCCCCAGUUCCUCGGUCAGAGGAUGACUUUGAUCCAGGUGCCAAGUUCCACAUUUCUGCCAGCAUACCCUACAUCCGGUACUUCAUCAGCCUCGUGCUCCAGUUCCAGUUCCAUGAGGCACUGUGCAAGGCCUCGGGCCACACGGGCCCCCUGCACCAGUGUGACAUCUACGGCUCGAAGAUGGCAGGGAAGCUGCUAGAGGAUGUCCUCAAGCUGGGCUCAAGUAAGCCCUGGCCCGAGGUCCUGGAAAUGAUGACCGGAGAGGAUAAGCUAUCUGCACAUGCCCUUCUGUCCUACUUCAAGCCCCUCCUGAACUGGCUGGUGAAUGAGAACGUGAAGCAAGGAGAGAUCCUGGGCUGGCCUGACUUCGCAUGUACCUUUGAAGAACUAAACACGGACAAAAUAAGCUUCCUGGGUUACCAAGAGACCCCUGAGCAGUCCAGCGCCUGGCAGUGGGUCUUGCUGACUCUGUGCCUUAUCAUGACCCUGGUGGCCAUACUACUGGCCUACAGGCUGUUCUCCAAGGAAAAAGAUUCCCUUGGAGGGAAUCAGAAGAGCCAAUCUGAACAGGAGAAAAGCAAAGACCAGGGUUCCAACGCCUACUUCCUAGGCGUAGCCAUGGAGCCUCAACAGGUCCUCAGAAGACAGUGGUUUAUGCUGGCCUGCUGCAUCAUCCUGAUGCUGUGUUUGGUUGCCUUGGUCGUUUGGAAGAUCACUUAUCACGGCAGGACGCGUCCAUGGAUGAAAGCUAAUUGGUGGAGCUGGGACUAA